UCUUCAAUGUCAAAUCAGGUACGCAAAAAGCAAUUCGUGAUAAUGCACAUAGGGCUGCAUCUCGCACUGUUCACCGCUUUCCCAAGUUGGCGAUUCUGCCACCCCGCACAUCCCACUACUGCUCCUACGUAGACCGCGUUUCCAAGUGCUGUGGAUAUAAAGUCUCCUUGUCACGCCAGCAAUCAGACACCAGGCCUACACUCAUUCUAGCUCAUAGUGCCCGUCCAUCAGUUCAAUAAUAUCUCUUGGUAUUAUAUAUCAUCAGACAUUGGGAAGCUCCUCCCAAUCAAAACCCUCUCCCGCAUUCCACCCAUCUGCCAGCAAACGAUGGCUCCCAAAAACAAAGGCAAAGCCAAAGACGACAGUGGAUCCAAAUCUUCGGGAAAACUCAAGCCCGCAACCAGCAUCAACGUACGCCACAUCCUAUGCGAGAAGCACAGCAAGAAGGAAGAAGCGCUUGAGAAGCUGCGCAACGGCGCGAAGUUCGACGAGGUCGCACGUGAGAUGAGUGAGGACAAGGCUAGGCAGGGCGGUAGUCUCGGGUGGAAGGUGCGAGGGAGCUUGUUGGCUGAGUUCGAGAAGGUCGCAUAUGAGCUGGAGCCCAGCACUACGGGGAGUCCAAAGUUGGGCGAGUGUAAGACGGGUGAGGGAUAUCAUAUCAUCAUGGUGGAAGGGAGGAAGUAG
This is a messenger RNA of Periconia digitata, 684 nucleotides long. NCBI's taxonomy places the organism in Eukaryota, Fungi, Ascomycota, Dothideomycetes, Pleosporales, Periconiaceae. The record is from the annotation of a GenBank genome assembly.